Molecule: messenger RNA, 945 nt
Organism: Molossus molossus (Pallas's mastiff bat)
Lineage: Eukaryota; Metazoa; Chordata; Mammalia; Chiroptera; Molossidae
Gene: SPEM1
Product: spermatid maturation 1
Exons: 3
Coding region: 1-945 (314 amino acids)
Biological process (GO): flagellated sperm motility; sperm individualization
Cellular component (GO): cytoplasm
Source: RefSeq, a predicted model, not a curated record
AUGGCCAUGGCUGAGCAGCCAUGGCCCAGCUGUGCCUCGCAUUAUAGCUCCAACACCAACAACUGCCAGGACCUGGGCAACUCCAUCCUGUUGCUGCUGGGCCUCAUCAUCUGCAUUAACAUUGGCAUCAAUAUGGUGACGCUGCUCUGGCGCAGACUCCGUGGCUUCUUGCACCACAUGUUCUGCAGUAUUGUUUGUGAGAAAGAAGCUUUUAAGUCAUCCUCAUCUAGAAAGAAGACCCAGCCCCCAAAGCAGAGCUCCCCUGCAGUCCACCUUCGAUGCACCAUGGACCCUGUGAAAAUGACCGUGACCCCCCCACCCACUCGCCGCCAUGGCCAUCGAGGCUCAUCAGCACGCCGUGCUUACUACCCAAGAGCAUGGGCCCCUGACACUGACGAUGAGGAGGAGAAACUCCCUCAUCGGUACCCAGCAAUCUGCUCCCACAACUGGGAUUGCCCCUUGGAAUGGGAAGGCGUCCACUCCUCCCAGGUGUUCUGGGCUCCCUGGGCCCAGGACACUGUGGAGCCGCAUUCCCAGACCAUUCGCUUCCAACAGACCAUGGAGGGAAGACCUCUCGGAAGAGAGAUGCGGUCAGAGCUGGGCCUAGAGGCCUAUGUGUACCCUGUGAACCCCCCACCCUCCAGCCCGCAGGUCCUGAGCCACAAGAACAGUGGAGGGCGGGCAGGGGCCGAGGGGGAGCAGGAGAAGUGCUCACCUGCCCCCCCAAGCCCACCACCCUUUAAGGGUCCAGCAUUUGUCCCAGAUGUCCCCCGGCGCCCCUCCUCGCGCCGCAUAGAGUAUGAUGCCCUAGAUGUGAGGCGGCGUCUUCGAGAGCUGACCCAGGAGGUGGAGGCUCUGUCCCACUGUUACCCCAUGCCCUCCAGAUCCAGCACUGCUGAGGGAAUGGACAAGGACUGGGUAUACCAUCCCCUGAUAGAGAGGUGA